Argentina anserina (silverweed cinquefoil) is the source of this 1518-nucleotide messenger RNA. Its product is annotated as geraniol 8-hydroxylase-like. The coding region runs from base 1 to 1518 and encodes 505 amino acids. Lineage: Eukaryota; Viridiplantae; Streptophyta; Magnoliopsida; Rosales; Rosaceae. The transcript is spliced from 2 exons. Gene Ontology annotation, molecular function: heme binding; monooxygenase activity; iron ion binding. The record is from RefSeq and is a predicted model, not a curated record.
AUGGACUUCUUGUCUAGCAUACUGUUGCUGUGUCUGUGCUUUAUCUCCUGGUUCUUAAUCCAAGCCCUCCAUAGAAGAACCAGAAUUAGGCUCCCACCAGGACCAAAGCCACUUCCAUUGAUUGGAAAUCUGUUCGAGCUUGGAGACAGACCUCAUCGAUCUUUGACCAAGCUUUCACAACGCUAUGGCCCCUUAAUCAGUCUGCAGCUAGGGCAAGUAACAACUGUUGUAGCUUCUUCACCAGCCAUGGCCAAAGAAAUCCUCCGAAACCACGACCAGUUGUUUUGCAACAGAACAAUUGCUGACGCGAUGCGAGUUGUGGCAGACAGCUUGCCCUUUAUGCCAGUAUCGCCAACGUGGAGAUAUCACCGGAAACUAUGCACCUCCAAUCUCUUUGCCACAAAAGUUCUUGAUGCCAACCAUGAAAAUAGGAAAGCGAAAGUGCAAGAGCUCAUAGUUAAUGUCAAUGACAGCAUGUUAAAGGGUUUGGCAGUAGAUAUCGGAAAGGCUGCUUUCAGAACUACACUGAAUUUGCUGUCGAGAACUAUUUUCUCACUGGAUUUGGCUGAUGACUCAAGCAGUAGCAGCGAGAUGACUAGAGAGUUUAAGAAUAUCAUUCAUGGUAUGAUGGAUGAGGCUGGGAAACCAAAUUUGGUGGACUAUUUUCCUGUGCUUAGGAAGCUUGAUCCCCAAGGCAGAAGGCGGCGCUUCACAAGUUACUACAAAAAAAUGAUUGGCUGUUUUGAAUCAGUGAUCAACCAAAGGUUGGAAUCUAGAAAAAGGGAUGAUUAUGUAACUAGUAAUGAUAUGUUGGAUACUCUUAUAGGCCUCCGUGAAGAUGAAAUUAGUGAGGAGGAUCUGAAGAAGCCUAAAGUUGUCGAACAUUUGCUCCUGGCUCUCUUUGUUGCGGGCACAGAUACAACUUCAGUCACAUUGGAAUGGGCAAUGGCCGAGCUACUACACGACCCAAAGACCCUUUCUAAAGCUCAAGAAGAGCUUGAUCAAAUGAUUGGAAAAGAAAAACCAAUCGACGAAUCCGAUGUUGCUAAGCUCCCUUACUUACAAGCAAUUAUCAAGGAAACCUUACGUUUGCAUCCAGUUGGUACAUUUCUACUGCCACGAAAAGCUGAAACAGAUGUAGAAAUCGGAGACUACAUUGUUCCGAAGGGUGCACAAGUUCUAGUUAAUGUUUGGGCCAUAGGCAGAGACCCCAGUAUAUGGGACAGUCCAGACUCUUUUAUGCCGGAGAGGUUUUUAGGAUUAGACAGUAAUCAAUUUGAUGUAAUGGGAAAAAACUUUGAGCUCAUUCCUUUUGGUGGUGGGAGGAGAAUAUGUCCAGGUUUGCCAUUGGCAAUGAGGAUGUUGCACUUGAUGUUGGGUUCCCUUAUUAACUGCUUUGAUUGGAAGCUUGAAGUUGGAGUUGUACCUGAGACUAUGAACUUGGAAGACAAGUUUAGUCUCUCUUUACAGAUGGCUCAGCCACUUCGAGCUGUGCCCAUGCCAAGAAGUUCUAAUUAG